Messenger RNA from Rattus rattus (black rat), 1601 nucleotides. RefSeq names its product BAF chromatin remodeling complex subunit BCL7C (gene Bcl7c). The coding region runs from base 280 to 1002 and encodes 240 amino acids. Lineage: Eukaryota; Metazoa; Chordata; Mammalia; Rodentia; Muridae. The record is from RefSeq and is a predicted model, not a curated record. The transcript has 6 exons.
GGGGCGGGCCCGGGCCGGGGCGGAGCUGGCCGGGCUUCCAGGCCGGGGCUCUAGCCGCCCGCGCCGCCCGGGCCGCUCCGGGGACGGGCCGGGGCGGGGCGCGGUCUCAGGAAGCCAGGCGGGGACGCGCGGAGGCGUUGGGGAGCGAGGGAGGGCGCGGCCAACUCCCGGAGGGACGGCAGGCCGAAAGAGCGGCGCCGGGGCCUGGCGCGCAGCCUGAGAUCGCCGGACCGCAGGCCGCCCCACCACGGGCUCUGUCCCGGCCCUAGCCCCGCCAGCAUGGCCGGCCGGACCGUGCGGGCCGAGACCCGGAGCCGGGCCAAAGAUGACAUCAAAAAGGUGAUGGCGACCAUCGAGAAGGUCCGGAGAUGGGAGAAGCGCUGGGUGACUGUGGGUGACACUUCCCUUCGAAUCUUCAAGUGGGUGCCUGUGGUGGAUCCCCAGGAGGAGGAGAGGCGGCGGGCAGGAGGAGGGGCAGAGAGAUCUCGUGGCCGGGAGAGGCGUGGUAGGGGCACCAGUCCCAGAGGGGGUGGCCCCCUCAUCCUGCUGGAUCUCAAUGCAGAUGAGAACAGCAAUCAGAGUUUCCAUUCCGAAGGUUCACUGCAAAAGGGCACGGAGCCCAGCCCUGGGGGGACACCCCAGCCCAGUCGCCCUGGAUCACCAACUGGACCCCCAGAAGUGAUUACAGAAGAUACUCAGCCCCCACAGCUGGGCCAAGAGAGAGAUCCAGGGGGCACACCUGCAGGAGGUACUGAUGAACCCCCAAAGCUGACCAAGGAGGAGCCUGUUCCAGAAUUGCUAGAAGCCGAGGAUUCCGGCGUGAGAAUCACAAGGAGAGCCCUCCAAGAGAAAGGCCUGAAAACAGAGCCCCUCAGGAGACUUCUUCCCAGGAGAGGCCUCCGGACAAAUGCUCGGCCUACGGUCCCAGAACCCAGAGCUCCUGGAGGUGGGAGCAAGGCCCAGAGGGCACCCAGGACGAUACCACAGGGGAAGGGGAGGUGAGCGGGUCCAGCGCACAAGGGGAGGCCCUUAGGUCUUCCUUAGCUGCCCCAAGAUCCAGUCAUCUACCCACACUGCUGAAGGGUGGAGUGGGCACCCGCAGCCAGCGUGGAGGUCGCCUGCCCGUCCUCCACUUGUCCCUGUCCCUAAAUCAUGGAUCCAUCCUGCUUGCUGUGGGUCCAAAACUACAGGGCUGGGGCAGGUCACAGGCAGGGAGCAACUUGAAUAUACAAAAUGGUGGAUGCUGUGCCGACCUGGCCACCUCCUCACGCAGUAGGGCAGCCAUCCACCAAAGGGCCAGGUGUGGCCCCUGGAGGUGACCUUCGACCUUUGGAACUACAGUAUUUACACCGGUGAGGGCCUCCGCCAACAAGAUGUGAGCAAAGCAGCACCUGAAGCACUGGGCAAAAGGUGCUAGGAGAUACCACGGCCGUGAAUGGUAUCAAAAUUCACGCUUGUGUGGUAAUAUGCCCACGUGUAGAAACACCACUCCAGCAAGCGCCUGACAGUCUCCCCCACUUCCACAGGCCUGUGGACUCUGGGCCUGCUGAUUAAUCCUUGGCUCCAGAAGACAUGUGCCAACCAAGGUGCCAACCAAGGUG